UCAAGUGGUGGAGUGUUAGUGUUGAGCAAAACUGCUCAGGGGUAGUGUCCAAGCCUCAAGACAGGCAUAAUUUAAAAAGAAAAAGGUACAAAAUUGCAGUUCUGUAGAAUGCAGAAGUCUAGAGGUUUGAUGUAAACAGGCUGAUGUGAGGAGACCAAGAUAUGGAAAGUUGAGAUGUCCAUUCUAUGGUGCUGACCUUGCUCCUAUAUCAUUCUCAAGACAAAGCCAGGAAGUCAGGUGUUCAGCUCUUCUCCACAAUGAAUGAGUGUCACUAUGAUAAACACAUGGACUUUUUCUAUAAUAAGAGCAAGUCUGACACUGCGGAUGAGUGGACAGGAGCAAAGUUUAUGAUUGUUUUGUGUGUUGGAACAUUUUUCUGCCUGUUUAUUUUUUUUUCCAAUUCUCUUGUUAUCGCAGCAGUGAUCAAAAACAAAAAAUUUCAUUUCCCCUUCUACUACUUGUUGGCUAACUUAGCCGCUGCAGAUUUCUUUGCUGGAAUUGCCUAUGUAUUCCUGAUGUUUAACACUGGCCCAGUUUCAAAAACUUUGACUGUCAACCGCUGGUUUCUCCGCCAGGGGCUUCUGGACACAAGCUUGACUGCCUCCCUGACCAAUUUGCUGGUUAUUGCUGUGGAGAGACACAUGUCAAUCAUGAGGAUGCGAGUCCACAGCAACUUGACCAAAAAGAGAGUGACAUUGCUCAUUCUGUUUGUGUGGGCCAUCGCCAUUUUCAUGGGGGCGGUCCCUACUCUGGGCUGGAAUUGUGUCUGCAACAUUUCUGCCUGCUCUUCCCUGGCCCCCAUUUACAGCAGGAGUUACCUCAUUUUCUGGACAGUGUCCAACCUCAUGGCCUUCUUCAUCAUGGUGGUAGUAUACCUGCGGAUCUACAUGUAUGUCAAGAGGAAGACCAAUGUCUUGUCCCCCCACACAAGUGGGUCCAUCAGCCGCCGGAGGGCACCCAUGAAACUAAUGAAGACUGUGAUGACUGUCUUAGGCGCAUUCGUGGUGUGCUGGACCCCAGGCCUGGUGGUGCUGCUCCUGGAUGGCCUGAACUGCACACAGUGUGGUGUGCAGCAUGUGAAACGCUGGUUCCUGCUUCUGGCGCUGCUCAACUCAGUCAUGAACCCCAUCAUUUACUCCUACAAGGAUGAAGAUAUGUACAGCACCAUGAAAAAGAUGAUCUGUUGCUUCACUCAGGAGAACACUGCAGAAAGACGCCCCUCUCGCGUCCCCUCCACCGUCCUCAGCAGGAGUGACACAGGCAGCCAGUAUAUGGAAGAUAGUAUUAGCCAAGCCACCAUCUGCAAUACAAACAGCUCCUAGGCUGUGGAUACCUCUCCCAUUGCUGACCCAGGCGUCCCCUGGGGAAAGAGCUGUUAAAAAUCAUUACCUGUCUCUAACAGAUGCCCAUGUACAGUGUUAUUUGAGAUCUGAAUGAAUCACUGCUAGGUUUUGCAGUUUGGUGGUGGUUGUUGUUUUACCAGUUUAAAAGCCUGGGCAGUAAAGAGAACAUAGUUCAUUUGGUGAAAAUGCAGAGAGAGAAGAAAGGGAGACAGUACAGUGAAUGGAUUGCUGCUUAGUUUCCUGGGAACUGCCCAGAGAAUUGCCAGCCGGCUGGGCAUGCCAGGCUCUGCUGCCAGCUUGUAGCAAUUUUUCUGUUUCAAGAGAUGUCAGAGGUCUUAGGCCAGAAUAAAUAAUGAGUGAUGUUACUUGAGCCACCUUAUGUAGCUGCUAGGAAAACCUAUGUAAUUUUUUUCUUCAUGCAUCUAAACAGUUCAGAAAUAUUUCAGUAGUAGUAUGCUUCUACUGAAGAAAUACUAAGUAUUUUUUCCCUUGUAAAAACCAUGGCAAGUAGAUGGGUGUUCAAUAGGAAUCCAAGAAUAACAAAUUACUAAGGAUUCCAGAAUAAACCUGAUUUUUCCCCCAAAGGAGUGUCUGAGAAAACAUACAAAUAAUAACUUAUAUAAUAAUAAUAACUUUACUUAAAACAAUAACAAAAUAGUGAAGAUUUAAAACCUCACUUAGGGCAAAAUCCUUCACAUGGUCCUCUUAUGUAAACAGAUGUGUAUGUGUAUAGGGACAUCUACUGAUGGAUUUGAACCUUGCAAUUCAAGACUCCAAGAACAGUGAUGGUGAGCUAGACUUCUGCCACCCAAACCCUCCAGUCUUGAACAAUAGUUAUAGAAAUGAUCAGUUGUGCUCUACAGAAAAAAAAAAGGUAACGAAAUGUUCACUUUUAAACAGACAUUUUUAAUAGCAAAAUAAAAAUACAUAUUGAUAAGCCGGCUGAAUUCUUUCUAUAUAAGAUCAAAUAUGGGUCCUUAACUUCAGGUAUCUCCACACUACUGAUAGGUUGUUGGCUUUCUUAUGUGGAACAAUUUCACAUCUCGUAUUUUUGCCCAAGGUUCUCCGCAUACUUCAUACAUGUCUUGUGGACUGAAUUUUGAACUAGGUCUUUUGAAUUUUUCUCCUUCAAAGACCUAGAUAAGCAACCUGAAAGGCAAAUGAGUAAGAAAAGAAAAAUAAUAUUUCAUAGACAUAGGCUACUGACUAAAGUUAUCUAUGUAAUACUUUUAGCAUAUAUUCUGAUUUAAAAUAAUAAUAACUUCAGGGCAGAUAAUAUAGUAUUUAUGUAGUCUGCAAACGAAGUUUACAAUUUUUUUGCUAUUGUAAUAUAACCUUCAUGUGCAAGAACUACUUGUAAUAAAACAAUUUCAGAAGUCAUGCUUUUAGAUAUAAUAGCCUAAAAUAGAGUAUUAUGAUUGGAAGAUGUAGAGUUCACCUGUGUCUACCUGAAGCGUAUAUCAAAUCCACCUAUAAAAUAAAAUUU
Perognathus longimembris pacificus (Pacific pocket mouse) is the source of this 2829-nucleotide messenger RNA. It is a transcript of the gene Lpar3, whose product is annotated as lysophosphatidic acid receptor 3. Gene Ontology annotation, molecular function: lysophosphatidic acid receptor activity. NCBI's taxonomy places the organism in Eukaryota, Metazoa, Chordata, Mammalia, Rodentia, Heteromyidae. Gene Ontology annotation, biological process: G protein-coupled receptor signaling pathway. Bases 186 to 1322 code for a protein of 378 amino acids. The transcript has 3 exons. The record is from RefSeq and is a predicted model, not a curated record. Gene Ontology annotation, cellular component: membrane.